Messenger RNA from Marasmius oreades (fairy-ring Marasmius), 4432 nucleotides. RefSeq lists its product as uncharacterized. NCBI's taxonomy places the organism in Eukaryota, Fungi, Basidiomycota, Agaricomycetes, Agaricales, Marasmiaceae. Gene Ontology annotation, molecular function: tRNA binding. Gene Ontology annotation, biological process: tRNA wobble base 5-methoxycarbonylmethyl-2-thiouridinylation. Bases 545 to 4090 code for a protein of 1181 amino acids. Gene Ontology annotation, cellular component: cytosol; elongator holoenzyme complex. The transcript is spliced from 21 exons. The record is from RefSeq and is a predicted model, not a curated record.
CGGAAAAAUUCAAUUUUUCGAUGAUCUCGACUACAUGAAUCUAGUCUUAUCCACUUAUAAUGCGAAACCUGGUGCUCUCCUCUACCCAGACUGUGUCACUACAAAAUUCUCAGAUAUGUGGAAUUUCUCUGGACCUUGACCAAAACUGCUAUUAUGCCGCGUCGGAACGAGUCUCACCAGCCGGCGAAGUGGAGGUAGAUAUUUGGAAGGUUGAUCGAGAUGGCGUACGUCGUUAGUCUACUGGCGAAGCAACUGAUUGACUACUCAUCUCAAACAGGAUUCAGAUCCUACACCAUAUUGCAAGUUUUCGACGAUAGCAUCUGAAUCUUCGACCUCUGCUCAAUUAGUUUCCCUUCGCGUCGUUCCUGAACAUCAGCGCCUCAUCGCGAUCACAAGAGGUGGGGAUAUUACUACUAUUCCAUUGGAAGAGGAAAAUACUGUGCCAGAAGUCGAAGGGUCUGUGGACGAAGGAAUCUUGGCAGCCUGCUGGAGUCCGGACGAAUCUGUGCUUGUUCUAGUAACAGGCGACUUAAAAUUGAUCCUCAUGACAUCAACGUUUGAUGUUUUAUCGGAAGGUCCGAUAGAGACAAGCGAUUUCGGCGAAGAUGCACCGGUCAACGUGGGGUGGGGUUCAAAGAAAACGCAAUUUCAUGGAUCUCUCGGCAAAGUCGCUGCCCAGGCACCAAUAAAUGUUGCGGUUGGUUCAAGUCCAGAUGAUGACAAUUUCCCAAGAAUAAGCUGGCGUGGAGAUGGAACUUACUUCGUCGUAUCCUCUACGACAUCCCAACACUCGUCUCUCCCUCACCGUAUUCUCCGUGUUUACGACCGGCAAGGAGCUCUCCAAUCCAGUUCUGAAAACGUGCCUGGUUUAGAACAUUCACUUGCUUGGAGACCAUCUGGAAAUCUCAUUGCGAGUACCCAGAGAUUCGGUUUCGAAGGCGGUGGGGCUGGAAGGGCUGGCCGUCAUGACGUUGUCUUUUUCGAACGAAAUGGUCUAAGGCAUGGAGAAUUUGAGCUGAGGCCUGCGCAUAUUGGAACCACGACAAAUGACAAGAGUUCCCUCAGGUGGGGUUACAGAGUGCGAGAGAUGAUCUGGAACGCAGAUUCAAACAUACUCGGUGUUUGGAUCGAACGUCAGGGAGGAGACCUUGUUCAGUUAUGGACCACCGGCAAUUAUCACUGGUAUCUAAAGCAAGAAAUAGCAACCACAUCUCUGUCUUCAUCACAUUUCACGUCUGUUACAUGGCAUCCCGAAAACGCGAUGGAAUUGAUCCUUACUACAUCUUCCGAUAUCAUCCGCCGCAGUUAUGGCUGGGAGACAAGUGCAUCCACUAGUGCUCCCCCAAACGACUCGGCUUUAGUGGGCGUGGUCGACGGAACAACUCUUCUCCUCACGCCUUUCCGCACUCAAAAUGUUCCUCCUCCCAUGGCCUCCCACCAGCUCUCCCUAUCUAGUCCUGCAUCGUCACUCCCAUUUUCUUCUUCGCGCAUACCGGUUCACACUACCUUCUCUCCUACAUCAGAUAUUCUUGCAGUCCUGUGGGAGACAGGCUACUUCGAGCUUUGGCUAAUGCGUACGCGCCUCGGAGCAGGUAGAGGAAAAGUAAUGGAUCCAGACCGAAUUCAUUCUUCGCAGAACAAGAUCGAAAACGGCCUUCAAUAUAACCAGAUCAUACUACUGGAUACUUCCGAAUCCUCCACGAAGUCAUUAUCUGUGGGUUUGCUCGCAUCAGGAACAUCUGUAAAUGAUACUGUUGUGGUCCAUACUAGUAGUGAUGGAGAGGUCGCGUCGGUGACAAUGACCGGUCGCAAUGGGAGACUGAUUAGUGCUGGGGACGCGGUAAUAUGGCAGGACAGUGAUGGGUCCUUGUUGGAAGUCGAUAUCAAGGAUGAAACUUCUACACCUGUCGCACAAUUUUCCGAGUAUUGUCCGACUGCCAGGCGCGUCCUUGUUCCGACGCACGAAUCUCCCCUAUACAUUGGACUCGCCAACUCCGGAAAACUGCUUGUCACCGCCGAAGACCUCACUUCUAUAGUGAUCGCGCCAAAUGCUACUUCCAUCAGUGUUGCCUCUGGCUACCUCAUUUAUACCUCUAGUGCACAUGAAGCUGUGUUUGUUCCGCUAUCUACCCUUCACGAUCUGUUAACACCAGAUGAAGAGGGUAAACUGAAGGCUAUCCCAUCAGGAUGGGAGAAACGUCGAGUGGAGAGAGGAUCGAGAAUUGUCGUUCCUGUUCCGAGUGCGAUGAGUCUCGUGCUGCAGAUGCCCAGAGGGAACCUGGAGACUAUCAACCCGCGUCCACUAGUCUUGGAAGUUGUGAAGCAGGAUUUAGAUUCUGGGCAAUAUCGCAAGGCAUUUCUAUCUUGUCGGAAGCAUCGGAUCGACCUCAACUUUUUAGUCGAACACGAUCAAGGGGUAUUCUUGGAGGGCCUGUCAUCAUUCGUUGAUGAAGUACACGAAGCUGACUACAUCAAUCUGUUCUUGACCAGCAUUGGCCAAGGUUCUCAGUCGCCUGAGAAAAUAGGACAGCUCUGUGACCCCAUCAGGGCAGAACUCGAGAAGAGAGACCUCAAGAAAUAUGUGAACUCCAUCCUUACUGCACAUGCUGUCAAGGCUCCUCCGGAUCUUGAAGCUGGGCUCUCAUUACUGCUUCGUUUGCGAGACACCGACCCAUCUUUGGUUGAAGAUGCUGUUAAAUACAUCAUUUUCCUUGCCGAUGCCAAUAAACUUUUCGACACUGCACUUGGAAUGUAUGACUUUUCACUUGUUCUCAUGAUCGCUCAGCACUCUCAGAAAGACCCCCGUGAAUAUUUGCCAUAUUUGCGGGAAUUGCGUGCAUUGGACCCUUACUACCAACGGUUCCGAAUCGAUGAUCAUUUACGACGGUACGCCAGCGCACUUCGGAAUCUUAGCCUUGCAGGUCAUUCCCGUUUUGACGAAGCCAUCGAGUAUGCCGAGCGCCAUCAAUUAUACGAAGAAGCAUUAAAGAUUUGGAAGGGAACCGAAUACUAUUCGAAAGUUCUGGAGGUGUACGGAGAUUGGCUUUACGAGCGUAGGGAGUUCAAAGAUGCUGCCUCUGCGUUCGUGGAGUCUGGCAACCUUCGAAAGGCUAUGGUGGCGCAUGAGAAGGCACUAGAGUGGCAAGAACUGUUUGAUCUGGCUGUACGUACCCAAGCCUCGGAUGAAGACCUACAGGAUAUGGGCUAUCGUGUAUCCGAGGAUCUGAUUUCCAAAAAAAGAUUCACUGAAGCUGCUCGGGUUCUUUUGGACUAUGUUGAUGAUGUUAGGAUGGUGAUCAUGACCUUUGUCCAGGGUAAUGAAUUUUCUGAAGCACGUCGAAUUACGUCAUUGAAACGCAAGCCUGAAUUGUUGAAGGAGAUCAUCUAUCCUGGGGCGCAUGAAAGUUGUUCUCAGAUUGCUGAGGACGUAUCAGAGAUGCGGGAGCAACUUAGGAAACAACUAAACCGCAUACGGGAGUUACGAAUCAAGAAAGUUGAAGAGCCAGAUGAGUUCUAUGGCGUUGAAGACACAGCUCUGCAUAACGUUGAUGUAAUGACCGACGUUUCAAUGGCGCCCACAGCCUUUACUAGAUAUACCAUGGCACCCUCGACAGCCUCGCGCGCUUCAAAGCGUAGCUCCCGCUCCAAGAGGAAGAUGGAGCGUAAGGUAGGCUCAGGACGUAAAGGCACCGUGGAUGAAGAAGAAUAUUUAUUGAAAUCAGUGACGAAGUUGAUGGGCAGAUUCAGCGCCACUCGAGAUGAAGUUGGAAAACUUCUCCCACACCUUCUGCAGUUCAGUGCCGAACAUCGGUUGGAAGGUCUGGAGAUGCAGAAAGAUGUUGAUGGUUUCGAGCGGGAAUUGAAAGAAGGUGUUGAUGAAGUAUGGACGAAGGCGGCUGAAGGCGAUACUGAUGAUGGUAUCGGGCAGAAUCAGGAAGGUCAAGAAACCAUCGCUCUGCGGGAUUCGUGGGCGGCAAGGAUGGAGGAGGCUGAACGGAAUCGGAGGAUCAAUCCCAUCGACCGAGUCUCCAAACCUGAAAUCACGCUGAACCAGGAUUGGAAGAUGAAGUUACUGGAGUUGGAACGGUAGUCCUUUACUAGGUCUCGUAGGGCGCGUGUCCUGUCUCAGGAAUGAAGAAGUCUACGACAUCUUUCUCCCUCCCCGGACCCAAAACGGACUGAGUUGGAUGGAAUGGCAACUUGAGGUCAACGGGAUGCUUACCAAUGCUAUACGCGGGCAACGGGGCGUAUCAACCUCGGCCGGGCCUCAAGAGAAAGCCGAAAGAGGGAAGUAAUAAUUAUGGGCAUUUGGGUGAAAUUGCAUAUGUGCGGUUGGGCUCGUCGUAUGGCAACAGUGUGUGCUGGGGGUCUAUAGGCGGGGAUGUCACCGUCUCCCAUGAAAAUAGUGACCAGCACCGAGUUCUCGUCAGUG